This is a messenger RNA of Schistosoma bovis, 591 nucleotides long. Lineage: Eukaryota; Metazoa; Platyhelminthes; Trematoda; Strigeidida; Schistosomatidae. The record is from the annotation of a GenBank genome assembly.
UCUCCGAUGCUGUUGUCGAGCCAUACAAUGCUACACUGUCUGUACAUCAACUUGUUGAGAACACUGAUGAAACGUUCUGCAUCGACAACGAAGCACUCUAUGACAUCUGUUUCAGAACACUGAAGUUAACCAACCCCACUUAUGGAGAUCUCAAUCACUUGGUCAGUGCAACCAUGUCUGGCGUGACCACCUGUCUCAGAUUCCCUGGACAACUGAAUGCUGACCUGCGGAAACUGGCAGUGAAUAUGGUCCCGUUCCCUCGACUGCAUUUCUUCAUGCCAGGAUUCGCUCCACUGACAAGUCGUGGCAGUCAACAGUAUCGCUCAUUAACUGUGCCUGAACUGACACAACAAAUGUUUACUGCAAUGUUCCGUCGUAAAGCGUUUUUACAUUGGUAUACCAGUGAAGGGAUGGAUGAGAUGGAAUUUACUGAGGCUGAAUCAAAUAUGAAUGAUUUGGUAGGUGAAUAUCAGCAGUGUCAAGAUGCCACUGCCAACGAUGAAGAAAAUGUUUGAGGAAGCCUAAAUUGUAUCUUGCUCCUCAUGUUUCUUUGCGCAUUUUCAUUUUUCUCAAUACAGUAAUUGAAUUAGA